GUCGCCAUAUUGCGACGAAAAGGGAAGCUGUAAUCGUGAAUCGUCGCGAUAAGCGACUUUGUGAUAUCUAUUUUGCAUUUAAAAUUUAUUAUUUACAAUAUCUGAGUGGAAUUUUAUGAUAUAUUAUCUUAAUUACACAUUACUUUUUUAAAAUAUUGGAUUUAUUUUUAUAUAAUAUUUUCAUUACCUUUAAUAUUUCUAUUCUAAAGUCUGAAACGUAAUCAGAUAUUGAAAUAUUUUAAUGUGAAUAUGGCUCAUUAACCAUUGUUAACAUGAAUCCUGAAAGUUGCUACUCUGCUCCAAAAGGAGUUAUUUUCACUUUUAAUCUCAUCAUUAUUAAACCUGGACACAGAUUUUACAGAAGUGGGCGGAAUGGAGAAAGGAAAUCAACGAAGUUCAUCAGCUUCUAAGUCAAAUUCAGAAACUCAAGCCAAAAACAAACAAGAUGUUACCAAUAAAUAUUUACGUUUACCAAGAUUCAGAGAGAGCAUAUCACCACGUACUGAAACCAGGAGGAAGCCUAAUCCUCAAAAAAGCAGAGAAUUAUUUGAUAAAAGACCAAGAAAUAAGACUGGAGCUGUUUAUGAAAGAUAUAGGAGUGAGAUAGAUGUAGAUGUAUUAGAUGAACCACAUAACAAACAAGGAUGUAAAAAAAUGAACCUGAAUCAUCUCUUAAAUUUUACUCUUGCACCCAUGGAUAAUAGGGAUGUACAAAAUGGAAGACGAGGAAUAUAUAAUCGAAAAAUUAAGUUUCCUAAGUACAAUAAGGAGUUGUUCUUACAAGCAAACUGUCAGUUUGUUGCCCGAGAUUAUGGGAACUUUUUGGUGCAUCAGAAAAAUCCCGAUUUGCUUGUGGAAUGGCCAUUGAUUGAAGAAAUUCGUUUGCCUAGCCAUGAAGUGCCAUUAUGCCCAAUAUGUUUGUAUAUCCCAGUUGCUGCAAAGAUUACUAAAUGUGGUCAUAUAUAUUGCUGGCCUUGCAUUCUUCACUAUUUGUCUUUAACUGAUCGAACAUGGCAAAAAUGCCCUAUAUGUUUUGAAGCCGUUCACAAAAAUGAAUUAAAAAGUGUUUCAGUUACAAUCCGAAAGCCUUUCGUUAUUGGGGAUGAAAUUGUGAUGUGCUUGAUGAAGCGAGCUAAAGAUUCUUUGCUGCCUCUUCCUGUAACUCAUGAGAGCCCAAAGCAUUUUAUUUGCAAUAUUAAGGAUGAUGACUUGCUUACAAGAUACCAAAAGCUGCUUUUGGCUAACAGAGAAGAUAUUAAAGCUAUCAUAAACAGAGAAUUUGUAGAAUUAAAAGAAGCUUAUGAAAAGGAGAAGGAUGCACCUGAAGCUUGCUUCAUUGAAUCUGCAUUAAAGCUGCUUGAAGAAAGAGAAAACAACUUGGAUGGGCAGAUUUUCAAUAACUGUGGAACUGAAAAACAUAUUGAUGAAGUAACUAAUUUAAAUAAUGCUGUUGCUCGCAAACAUCUUGAAUCUUUAAGUUCAACUGAUUCUCAUGAUGAAAUAUUUCAAAUUGAUAUGACAGAGCACUCUGAAAUUUCAAAUGAAAUUCCUCUGAAUUUGAAUCAAAAUCCAGAACCAUUGCUUGACUCUGAUAAAAAGGGAAAUUGUUUUUUUUACCAAGCUGAAGACGGACAGCACCUUUAUCUGCACAAUAUUAAUGUACGUAUGCUUCUGAAAGAAUACGGAUCCUUAGAAUUUGCUCCACCAAUCAUAAAAGCCAAAAUUGUGGAAAUUGAAAGAGUAUCUAUGACUGAGGUUUUAAGAAAAAGACUUCGCUAUCUUCAUCAUUUGCCUUUGACAUGUGAAUUUCAAAUUGUAGAGUUAAAUUUUUUUCACCUACUGUCAAAGCCAGUUAUUCUGCAGUUUAAAAGUGAAAUAAAUAAAAGAAAACAUCUUCGCAGUAAAAAAGCUUCUGAUGAAAGACGGAGAGAAAAAUUCAUUGAACAAGAAGAAAAUAAAAAACUUGGAAAAUAUCCCAAAGCUACAUAUAACUUAAAGAGUGCUGAUCAAUUUCCAGUUUAUGAUCCAAAUGACUUUCAGUCACUGUCACCGCCAAAAUCUGAUAGCUCAGCAAAUCAAAAUGUUGAUGAGAAUGUUAUGAAUACAUAUUUUGAAAACAAUAACGAUAAUGCUUCCAGCCCAGUCAAUUCUUUUUCUGAAACAUCAUCAAUGGCUUCUUUUGCACAGAUGUUAAAAGAUGGCCCCAAAACAUUUUCUAAAAUAUUUGAGAAAAAUAAAGAAAGUCCUCCACCUACCAUCCCACCACAGCAAAACAAUGAUUCAGAUGCGGAUGAGUAUGUUCCAGCACCUGAAUAUCAUCAGUCUUUUAGUGAUGCUAUCCAAGCGGCUCUGGAUUCAGUUUCGAUUCAAGAUUCUUCUGAUAAGAACCAAAAGCAAUCAAAGAAGAAAAAAGGGAAAAAGCAACUUUUAUUUACUACAUCAAUGUGUCGUAACAAAUGAUGGGAAGAUAACUUUGUUCACUGGACAUCUGCAAAUAUUUAAAAAAGUUUUUAUUUACAAUAAUAUAUGUUGGUGUAGAUUGCGGAUAACCAAAGUGAAAUCAGUAAGCAGCAAUGUUAUUCUGUGAUGUUAUAAUUUUGUUACUUGUGAUGUAUAUUUGUUAUUGGCUGAAUUAAAGUUACAUUGACUUUCGAA
Molecule: messenger RNA, 2655 nt
Organism: Uloborus diversus
Lineage: Eukaryota; Metazoa; Arthropoda; Arachnida; Araneae; Uloboridae
Product: RING finger protein 10-like
Exons: 17
Coding region: 373-2460 (695 amino acids)
Biological process (GO): positive regulation of transcription by RNA polymerase II
Molecular function (GO): transcription cis-regulatory region binding; metal ion binding
Source: RefSeq, a predicted model, not a curated record